Molecule: messenger RNA, 1507 nt
Organism: Chironomus riparius
Lineage: Eukaryota; Metazoa; Arthropoda; Insecta; Diptera; Chironomidae
Source: the annotation of a GenBank genome assembly
AAAAUAAUAGUUAAAGGAAUCUCCUAUUAGAAGUCACUUUUAUAAACUUUAUGCACGUUAGCUGUAUUAUUAUUGAUUACAAUCACAAGGCAAUAGAAAUAAUUACAAGAACGAGUUAGAGAGAAUAUAUUGCUUUAUAGAACCUAUCGAUAAAUUAAUAUCGUUAAAGAAGUUGUUGCUUAGAGAAGUUAUAAAUUUAUCUCUUGGACUUGCUCAAGACGUUAAGUCAUCGUUUUAUAAAAGGAUUUUCUUGUGCAUAUAUUAUUGUGUAAAUAAGUUAAGGAACCAAUCAAACAAGACAAGAGAGAUGAAUAUUUUACCGAAACUGUUAAUUAUCAUUAACCUGUUGCACUCAAUUGCCUGCAUACAUCAGAAUGUCACCUCGAAAUUAAGCACAGUGAUGAAUGUUAACAAAGUGUCUUCACCAAAUAAUCGAAUUUCAAAGUUGAGAUUAAUUUUGUUAAGUGACUUACAGCAGAAUGAAAUUCCUCAAUCAUCACAUCAUCUUGACUCAUCUUGUUGGGCUACAUCACAAGCAAUCAAAAUUACAGCAAAAAGCUGUCCUUGUAAAGAUAUCAAUUGCAAUUUGCCGAUGAAUGAAAUAAAGAGGAGAGCAAUUAGCGCAACGUGCAUGCAAUUCUGCUGUGGUGGAGGAUCUCGCUAUAGAAAAAAUACAAUACGAUCGAUUAGCGAUGCUCAAAUUCAGCAAAUACAAGAGAUUGGAAGACGAAGAAGACUCUCAUUUGAGGCCAAUUGUGAACGUGGAAAUCGAUCUGAUUCAUUUGUAUUUGCACGAGUUUUUGAUAAAAUGGAACAUAAGACGAUUUGUGCUGGCGUGCUUGUACAUCAUAAAUUCCUAAUCACCACAGCGAUGUGUGUCAUGAAAAAAAAUCCACAUGAUUUAGUCAUUAAAUUUGGAAGCUAUAAGGAGAAUAAUGUCGAACAGAUUAUAUUACAUCAGAAUUUUUACAAAUCCAUUGACACUCUCCAACAUAACAUCGCAUUAUUAAUGUUGGAAAAGGAAUUGCCUGCUGUUAUUGAUUUACCAUGCAUAGCACAGACGAAUAUAGCAAAAAAUUUGUGUCAUGUAUUCUCAUGGAGCAGUUCAAAGUUUUUUGAGAAUGCCAUGAAGCUUGAUAAUGUUGAGGUGCUAAGCAAAGGAGAAUGUUAUACAUCGCAUUUAAUACUUGGCAAGAAGCAUGAAAAAUAUGUUAAUAAAGGAAAGAAUAAUAUCUGUGUUGGAAAUGAAAAUCAUCAUGAGCUGAAUAUACACUUGAGUGGAUCAGUUUUGACGUGCCACAGUUCCGAUCCGAAGAGAUCUCAAAUUCUGAAAGGAAUCUUAACAUGGGCAACAACCAUGAAUUUUUAUCCACAUUUAUUCACUGACGUAACUCAAUUUAUUGAAUGGAUCGAAAGUACGGUAAAUGAAAAGUUAUUUAAAAGUGCUUUAAAUUAAUCAUCAUGACGUGACCCUUAAUUUAUUGCUGCUCAAACUCAAUUAAGAGAU